AUUGUCUACGUCAAUGUCUAUGUCUAUGCCAACGUCAAUUUCAAGCCCUUUCCGCGACCUCGUGUACCAGUACCUCUGUUUAAUGAACGCAGUAACUUAAACCACCGCUUGGUGUCUCCGCAAACUAAACAGAACCCGGAUGUGGGCUGGAGGAGCGCUCAAGACUGCCAAUGUUAGCAUCACUGUGCGUGUGUGGGAUGCUGACAGCUGUGCAAGCCCCAACACAAGCUUAUCUUUCACGAACACAUGGUACACGACAAGUAAACAGCUGACACGCCGGCUAACAACUUGCUGUUUGAGUAGCAUACUUCGACGGUUUCCAGGUACCUUCACUCAAUAUGGAAGCGUUACUUGACUUCUCGGAGUGCGUCGCGGAUUCUCCAGAAUUCAGGCUGAACCUGGAUAAGUUUGAGGAGGAUGUUUUUCUGCUACAGACACAGCUGGACAAGGUUACAAGGCUGUGCGGAAAAAUGGUGGAGGCGGGACAAGCAUACAAUGCAGCCAAUCAACUGUUUCUCACUGGCCUAUCCGAGCUGUUUUCACGUCACAAGGAGGAUGGCGUCAUAGCAAACUGCCUCACCCAAUUCGAGCAAGGCCUGCAGGAGCUGCUCACGUUUCACACUAUGUUAUUGGACCAGAGCCAGCGAGCUAUCAGUCAUCAGCUCAGUAAUCUGUGCGAGCAGUUCCUUCCUCAGCUGUCAGAGACCCGUGUGGAGUUUCUGCGUAUCGGUGACAAUCUGGACACAGCGGCUGCCAAGAAUGCUCAGGUGUCUCGACACAAGACCGCAGAGGCCGAGAGAGCAAGUCACUUGCUCACAGCUACCCGUAAAUGCUAUCAGCAUUUUGCCCUGGAUUAUUGUCUGCAGCUGAACAUGUUCAAGACUCAGCAAAAGACGGACAUCUUGAACUCUGUGUUCUCCUUGGUCAACGCUCAGCUGACAUUUUUCCAUCAAGGAUUUGACCUACUCAGGGACCUCGAUCCCGCCAUGAAAGUUAUGGCAGUGCAGUUGUGCGAGCGGUCGGCUGAGUGUGCGAGCACACGGAAAAAUCUGGAGAAUGCUCACCUGCUGGUCCAACAAAGAGAUGCCUCAGGAGAGACGCUGGUCCAGUCGUGUCACGGGAACAAUGACGUCAUUCAAGGUUACCUUUUCAAACGCUCCCGAAGGAAGUUGAAAACCUGGAAGAGGUGCUGGUUCGCUAUUCGAGACAACCAACUCAUCUACAGGAAGUCACACAAAGAGGCAUCCAUGCUCCUGUUCGAGGACCUCCGACUGUGUGCCGUCAAGUCUUUGGAUGACAUGGACCGUCGGUUCUGCUUCCAACUGAUCUCUGUGCACAAGUGUUGCGUCCUCCAGGCGGACUCUGAGCACGUCCGUUUGGCAUGGAUGGGCGCCUUGCAGGGCAGCAUCGACAUGGCGUAUCGAGAGCGAGGCCAAGCUGCACCGACCCAGCCUCAGGAGCCCCCUCCACCUAAGGGUGGUGACGACAACACCGCAACCAAUCAGGGGAAAGCGGUUCUGGCUGUGGCUUUGCAGGGUAGUGGCAAUCAACGAUGCUGCGACUGCGGUGAGGAGGAGCCGAGAUGGGCCGUCGUCAACUUGGGUGUCACCGUGUGCAUACAGUGCUCAGGGAUACACCGGAGUUUGGGCGUCCACGUGUCAAAGGUGCGCUCGCUAACGCUGGACUCAUGGGAAGCGGAGCAGCUUAAGCUGCUGUGUGUCCUGGGAAAUGACACCAUUAACAACAUCUACGAGGCGCAGUGUUCGCAAAGAGCCAAACCCACCAAUGAGAGCUCGCGUGCUGAGAAGGAAGCAUGGAUACGAGACAAGUAUGUGGAGAAGACUUUUGUGAGGAUGAACGGUGACAAUGAUGGGACAAACUGUUUCGAGGCCUCGCAGCUGUCGUGUCUCUACCGAGCUGCUGUGGCUGGAGACCUGGUCGCCAUGGUGAGGGCGCUGGCCCACGGGGCGCCGGUCAACGGGAACGUGGCCCAGGAGGAAGGACGUACACCUCUCAUUGGGGCUGCACAAGGGGGGUCGUUGUUGGCUUGUGAGUUCCUGUUGCUGAACGGCGCCAACAUCAACCACAGAGACCGAAGAGGACAAGGAGCUCUACAUGCAGCAGCCACCGCAGGACACACUGGGCAAGUGUGUCUACUGCUUAAGCGGGGAGCCAAUCAGUACGCGGUGGACGAGAGCGGACGCGACCCACUGGCUAUCGCCGUGGAGACAGCGCACGCAGACAUAGUCACGCUGCUGCGCAUGGCCAGGAUGAACGAAGAGAUGCGAGAUUCUGAUGGAGUGUUCGGAGCAGCGGGUGAGUGCGCCAGAUAUUUUGAACGUUGCGUUUUGAUGUUAGUUCAGCGGCAUCCGUGCGGUCCUUCCAGGAGACGACCAAACAUUUCAGGACAUUUUUCGGGACUUUAGCAAUAUGGCGUCGCACGACCCGGAGAAGCUGGCCAGACGAACUUUCAGCAGAGGAGACGACGGGUAGUGCGCUGCUUGGUAUGAAUUGCAGAUUCACUGCCAUUGUCAACUAUAGACGUCCCAAUGACUUGACGUCUUUGGUCGAUAAAGGAUAUGAGUUAAUGGUUUCCUGACUCAAGCACACUACAAAAUAUAAGUACAUAUAUAUACAUGUUGACUGUCCCAUUAAUCGAUUUUUGAAAAACUUGACCGACCUCAAUUCUAUUCAGUUUUGUUGAAGGAGGUCAAACGCCCUCCAAUUCUGGAAAGACCCACAUAACAGAAAUAAUCGUAUCCUAACUAUUCCACAAAGGAGCACAGUGGGUGCAGAAUUUCAUCCCAACUGAAAAAGAGGACAUUUUUCACUUAUUGUAUUUGGUGUGUUGCAAAUUUAAUCUGUUGAAACCUCAUUGGUUUGUGCUGGAUCUGUUGAAACAAAAGCCAGGUCCGCAGAUUGACCCUUUAGCACCCUUUUGCAGAAACCUGCUUUAACCCUUGAUUGGUCAAGUGAUUAUUUUUGGUCAUUUAAAACAAAAAACUUAACCUCAUAAAGACUUGACGUCCAUUUUGGGAAAAGUUAAUAUUCUGGCUAUGUUCACCCAAAAUGUGAUGGGUGUCGACAUACAGUGGUAUGAAAAAGUAUCUGUACCUUUUGGAAUUUCUCACAUUCCUUCAUAAACUCACCAUCAAAUGUGAGCUGAUCUUUGUCAAAAUCACACAGAUGAAAAAACAGUGGUUUAACUAAAACCACCCAAACAUUUAUAGGUUUUCAUAUGUUAAUAAGGAUAGUAAGCAAACAAUGACAGAAAGGGGAAAAAUAAUUAAGUGAACCAUCACAUUUAAUAUUUUGUGGCCCCAAUUUGGCAGCAAUAACUUCAACCAGACGCUUCCUGUAGCUGCAGAUCAGUCUAGCACAUCGAUCAGGACUAAUCUUGGCCCAUUCUUCUCUACGAAACUGCUGUAGUUCAGUCAGAUUCCUGCGAUAUCAUGAAUCGCUGUCUUUAGGUCAUGCCACAGCAUCUCAAUGGGGUUGAAGUCUGGCCACUCCAAAACUUGUAUUUUGUUCUUCUGAAACCACACUGAAGUUGAUUUAAGUCUGGGUUUUGGAUCAUUGUCUUGUUGCAGCAGCCAUCCUCUGUUUAACUUCAACUGUCUGACAGACAGCCUCAGGUUUUCCUGCAAAACUUUUUUUCAUUAAUGAUUGCAAGUUGUCCAGGCCCUGAGGUAGCAAAACAGCCCCAAAUAAUGAUGCUCCCUCCACCAUGCUUCACGGUGGAGUUGAGGUGUUGAUGUUGGUGAGCUGUUUAAUUUUAUUUUUCACACAUGACGUUGUGUGUUCCACCAAAACAAUUCAACUUUGAUUUCAUCAGUCCAAAAAAUAAUUUGCCAAAACUUCUUUGGCGUGUCCAAGGGCCUUUUUGUGAACAUUAAAUGAGCAACAAUGUUUUUUAGUCAAGUGGCUUCCUCUGUGGAGUCCCUCCAUGAACACCAUUCUUGGCCAUAGUUUUACAUAUAGUUGAUGUGUGCACAGAGAUAUUGGACUGUGUCAGUGAUUUCUGUAAGUCUUUAGCAACACUUUAGGGUUCUUUUUUACCUCUCUGAUUAUUCUGUGAUGAACUCUUGGCGUCAUCUUUGGUGGACAGCCACUCCUUGGGAGAGAAGCAACAGUGCCAAACUCUCAUUUGUAGACAACUUCUCUGACUGUCGAUUGAUGAACAUCCAGACUUUUAGAGAUAGUUUUGUAUCCUUUCCCAGCUUUAUAAAAAUCAACAAUUCUUGAUCACAGGUCUUCAGACAGCUCUUUUGAACGAGCCGUGAUGCACAUCAAACAAUGCUUCUCAUCAAGACAUUUCUUACCAGGUGUGUUUUAUAGUGGGCAGGGCAGCUUUAAACCACUCAUCAGUGAUUGGGCACACACCUGACUUAAAAUGUUUGGUAAAAAUUGGUUUCAAUUGCUCUUUAAGUCUCCUUAGGCAGGGGGUUCACUUAUUUUUCCCCCUUCUGUCAUUGUUUGCAUGCUAUCCUCAUUAAAAUAUGAAAACCUAUAAAUUUUUGGGUGGUUUUAGUUAAAGCAGACACUGUGUUUUCAUCGGUGUGAUUUUGAGAAAGAUCAGAUCACAUUUGAUGGUGCUUUUAUGCAGAAAUGUGAGAAAUUCCAAAAGGUUCAGAUACCUUUCAAUAUAACUGUAUGGGGACGCCAGGUCUCAAUAAUAAUUUUUUAAUACUAUUAUUAAGCUUUAAUUUUGUAAUAAAAUGAUACAUUAAUGUUAAAAACUACAUCUAAUUAAAAUGAAUAAAAACAAAUACUCUCAGGAAAUGGACCUCAAUACCACCUUAGAUGUAUUUUAAAAAAUUUAUUCCAUAGUAUUUAACUCGGGGGUCGGGAACGCACAGUCCCGAUGCAGUACUGAAAAGUCUUUUGUUUGGGAAAAAAAAAAAAAAGUACCAAACACGUUACAAUUCUGAAAUUUUUACAGUACUUCCUCUUCCACUUUUUCUGAGAGUGUUGCGGAGUAUAAAAUGUAUGUUAUGAUUAAAAAACAAGAGGCACUCAGGAAGUAGAAAAAUAAAAAGCCUUUAUUAAAUCAAGGCUUUGUUCUGAGUAUAAAUGUCGACAUUUUUCGGCAGUGUAGGCCUUCAUUAAGACAAGACGUUUGUAAACGUCUGAGUGCCUCGGUGUUUUGAAUCAUCACUUUUUUUAUCUCCACACUGAAGAGCACCAAACGUACACUUUCUACCCCGAGCAGCACUCAAUGCACCUCAUGUUGUAUUAAAAUGUGUUUUUGUUUUCUUUUGGCAAUGCCAUUGUAUUUCUGGAGGAUUAUUUUGUUACUUUUUAGCCCUUAAUAUUUUUUUGACCCCUCCCCCCAAAAAAACAAUCCUUUUCACCCGAUUCCGAUCCCCUGAAAAAUGACCCGAUUUGCCGAUUUACGAUCAUGUGACCGGAUCGGGGCCAUCCCUACUAGUGUCAGGCAGACACCGAUUAUGCCCAAAUUUGGUCAAUUUUAAUAUUUUUCAAAAUCCAAUGGGUCAGACCUCAUAUAUGUGUGUUAUUAUUACAAAUUGACCGAUCAAGUGUAUCCUCUCACGAGGAGAGGAUUGAUGAAAUGAUUCAUAAAUGUAUUCAUCCAUACGUCCUCUGAUGGCAAAUAUUGUAAUUGUUUAGAAGUUGACUUGUUUUAAGUUGUUACACUCAAACACUAAAGUGAAAACUUUUAAGUAAUUUGGGGGGGAAAAGUCACAAAGGGAACCAUUGCCUCAGUUUAGCACGUCCAACUGUCACUUUAAAGCCACACAAAUGUUUACCAAGCAGCCGAGUUGCCUUUUUAAGAUUUUAAAUAUUUCUAGAAAAAUAUUUUUAACUUCUAACUGCUGCUCACGUGAAGUUGCUGCUAAAGAAAAAACACAUUUCAAUACUGUAUGUAUCAGAAGAUGAACAUUUCAUUCUUGACUGUUACUAAUGUUCUGCUAAUUUGUAAUAAACAUUUAAAACCACAUUGUCAUUUUGCAAUAAACCACAGCAGUUACAAAAAAAAAAAAAGAUGAACCAAAAAUGCAGUAUAAUAUUUAUGGAUCAACUUGCGUGUUAAAAAGAGAAUAGCUGCGUUACUGUUUUUAACUGUUGGUUGUCUGUGUAAUUAACCCAUUUCCCCCCCCUAAAUUAAGUUCCCCCUCAAAACGUCUAUCGACAAAAAAAAAAAAAAAAAAAAUGCCCAUAAACUGCUGGCCAAAACUAUUGGCACCCCUGUAUUCUGUCAGACAAUGCUCAAUUUCUCCCAGAAAAUGAUUGCAAAUACAAAUGCUUUGGUAGUAAUAUCUUCCUUUAUCUUGCUUGCAAUGAAAAGACAAAAAAAGAGAAUGGGGAAAAAAUGAAAUCAUCAUUUUACACAAAACUUUGAAAAAUGGGCCGGACAAAAGUAUUGGCACCCUUUGAAAAAUCAUGUUUAUCAUCUUUUCUAAUUUGUGUAAUUAACAGCACUUGUUACCUGUGGCACAUAACAGGUUAUGGCAAUAACUAAAUCAUACUUGCAGCCAGUUAAAAUAGAUUAAAGUGGACUCAACCUCUCUCCUGUGUCUUUGUGUGUACAA
Corythoichthys intestinalis (scribbled pipefish) is the source of this 6554-nucleotide messenger RNA. RefSeq names its product arf-GAP with coiled-coil, ANK repeat and PH domain-containing protein 2-like. The record is from RefSeq and is a predicted model, not a curated record. The transcript is spliced from 23 exons. Gene Ontology annotation, cellular component: cytoplasm. Bases 339 to 2426 code for a protein of 695 amino acids. Lineage: Eukaryota; Metazoa; Chordata; Actinopteri; Syngnathiformes; Syngnathidae. Gene Ontology annotation, molecular function: GTPase activator activity; protein binding.